Molecule: messenger RNA, 748 nt
Organism: Megalops cyprinoides (Indo-Pacific tarpon)
Lineage: Eukaryota; Metazoa; Chordata; Actinopteri; Elopiformes; Megalopidae
Gene: bmf1
Product: BCL2 modifying factor 1
Exons: 4
Coding region: 68-712 (214 amino acids)
Biological process (GO): apoptotic process; positive regulation of apoptotic process; negative regulation of autophagy
Cellular component (GO): myosin complex
Source: RefSeq, a predicted model, not a curated record
AUUUACUUUCCUUGUGUGACGUUCAUUUUCAAGGGGCGGAAUAAUUUGCCGCUGACGUUUCAGAAAAAUGAACUCCAGUUUGUUGCCGAAUGCCUGUCAGUAUGAAAGUUGUCGUGGAAGGAUAAGGACAAGAUUCAGUCUGAAGAGAGUAAAGUAUCAACCUCAUUCAAGGCUCAAGAUACCACCAGUUACGUCGGAGAACAUAUCAACUGGCGGCAGAUUAUCAUUGAGGCUCCUGAUGGACGAUGAUGAAGACGACGUGUUCCAGCGUAUCCCGAUCUGUUGGAACACCCACUUCAGGGAGAUAAAGUACGAGGACAGGGGCACGCAGACACCCAGCCCCGCCCUGGGACAGGGCGACAACAUGCUGCCCUGCGGCGUGGCGCAGGAACCACGGAGACUCUUCUACGGUAACGCAGGCUUUCGAUUGCACUUCCCAGCGCGGUUUGAGCACGUUGGGGACCAAGAGCAGGAGGAGGAGGGACAGCGGGAGGCAGAGCGGUCGGCAGAACAGCCAGCACUGAGCGCUGAGGUUCGCAUCGGCCAGAAGCUCCAGAUGAUCGGAGACCAGUUCCACCAAGAACACCUCCAGCUGUACCACAGAAACCAAAGGAACCAGCAGCCAGCAUGGUGGCGCCUGGCAAUAGCUUUGUACACACUUGUGUUCGAAAGAGAGGGUAUUGCUCGACGACGGCGACCUGACCAGAGGUGAGAAAGCUGGGCUCCCCACCAGCUCCCACCCCCCCCC